Messenger RNA from Pistacia vera, 1939 nucleotides. Its product is annotated as FRIGIDA-like protein 4a. The transcript is spliced from 3 exons. Lineage: Eukaryota; Viridiplantae; Streptophyta; Magnoliopsida; Sapindales; Anacardiaceae. The coding region runs from base 144 to 1745 and encodes 533 amino acids. The record is from RefSeq and is a predicted model, not a curated record.
GAGUUCUUCCUGGUAGAAUGACGCCAGAAAAUUAAGGCAGAAAGGAAUUACAAACAACAAACACUACCGGUAAAUAUCCUCUUCAUUUCUUCUCUUUAGGGUUUUUGUGUAAACCAUUAAAGCUUUCACUCAAGUUUCUUAUAAUGGCGACUGAGUUGUCGAUCAAAACAGACAGAGUGGAGCAAUUCUUCGACGACUUGGAGGCACAAAGAACGAUUCUUUCCUCAUGCACUCAGUUAUUUAAAACCCUAACCUACCAUUUCACUUCCCUCCAAGAGUCCCUUUCCCAUAAGUCCAAAUCCCUAGAAUCGAAAUUCCUCUCUUUAGAAUCCACCUCCAGCGAAACUCUACAAUCCCUCAGCCAACGCGAGAACUCAAUCCCCGAACGCGAGUCAGUCGCCAUUGCUCUCCUCAAGGACCAAAAAGAAGCCGCCUUGGCCGAUUUUCAAAAACCCGCCAAAUCCACCGAGCUAUCCGAGACCUUAAAGUCCUUGUGUCGUAAAAUGGACUUCUCUGGACUAUUAAAAUUCAUCAUCUCCAAACGAAAGGAAUCCAUGUCGUUGCGCGCUGAGAUUUCUGGGGCAAUUACGGAGUCCGUGGACCCACCGAGACUGCUCCUAGACGCCGUGGAGGAGUUUUUAGUUCAGAAGAUGGAUAAAGUUGGGGUUACGGAUAAAAGGUGGGCUUGUGGAAUGCUGGUUCAAGCCAUGUUUCCGGAAGGAAAUAAUGGUAAAAAGGCUGUGGGGCCCGAGUUUGCGAGAAGCGUGGUGGAGAGAGCGGCGGGGAUUUUGGAGAGCUGGAAGGAGCAAAUGUUUGAUACUGAAUUGGGUCCCGCGGAGGCUGUUAUGUUUUUGCAAAUGGUGGUGGGUUUCGGGUUGAGUUCGAGGUUUGAUAAUGAGUUUCUUAGGAAACUGGUUUUGGAUUUUGCCUCCAGAAGGGAUAUGGCCAAGCUUUCGGCAUGUUUAGGUUUCGGCGAGAAAUUGGGAGAUAUAAUUGAUGAAUUAGUGAAGAGUGGUAAAGAGGUAGAGGCGGUUUAUUUUGCUUCUGAAUCUGGCUUAACUGAAAGAUUUCCUCCAGUUUCGCUGCUCAAGUCCUAUCUCCGGAAUUCAAAAAAGAAUGCUACAACCAUAUUGAAGAAUGGCAAUUAUAGCAAUGUGGCAACGGAGGAAUCAAGCAAUGUGGAAUUGAAUUCCAUUAAAGCCAUCAUUAAAUGCGUAGAAGACCAUAAGCUUGAAUCAGAGUUCUCUGUUGAUAGUUUAAGGAAGAGAGCUGCUCAGCUUGAAAAGAGCAAGGCAGAAAGAAAGAAGAGUUCAGCAACCAAUAGCAAGCCCCAAAAUAAGCGAGGCCAUGGUUCUAGUAGUAGCCGCAGCAGUGGACCACCUGCCUUCCGGCCAGCUAAAGCAGCCAAGUUUUCAAAUGCUUACCAAUCUUUUGGCCGCAGGAACCCAGCCCCCCCAACACCACAUAGCCCAGCGCCGAGAUAUUCUAUUUCUACCCCAUACAACUAUCCUAACCAAACUGUCUAUGAAGGUGCUACCGCUGCUCAAUAUGGAACAACUUAUGUUGUGCCCCACGCACAAAGUCCUGCCGCCAUCCCUCAACAGCACUACUCUCUCCCAGUAGACAGUAUAGGUGCUGCUGGGUUCAGAGCCAGUGGUUCUUAUAGUUCACAAACUGGGUAUGGUGCGUAUGAUUAUAGUUCUGCACCAGUGUCCUCUUACCAAUCGUCAUCAUAUACACAAUAGUAUGUAAGGAGCACUAGUCUGACCAUUAGUCAUUUUGUUUUGUAGAUUUUUGGUAGUUGGCAUUAUAUUUUUGAAUUCGUUUGUUUAUUACUACAACUACGGAAUUAAAUGUGGGAAUGGUUCAGAUUCCCCAUAGAGGCAUUAUUAAUUAUUUUGUUUGGAAGCUGGAUUUGAUUCCCGUUUUCAAAUUUUGA